This is a messenger RNA of Heterobilharzia americana, 258 nucleotides long. Lineage: Eukaryota; Metazoa; Platyhelminthes; Trematoda; Strigeidida; Schistosomatidae. The record is from the annotation of a GenBank genome assembly.
AUGUUUAAAGAAACACGCGUUGAAUCAGUUAAUGGUCUAAAAGCAGCAGUUAUACAUAGGCUUCAAGCAUCUUUCAUAAUAGCAAAAGACCAAUCGAUACUAGAAAACAGUAAUUUCGGGACAACUGCAGUCGUUUGUUCAGAAUAUUUGGGCUACUAUAAACCUCUGAAAAUUUUGAGCAGUCCAAUAAUUCUUGGAGUCAAAACAGCAGCAUCUAUUGUCCUCAUAGAGCUGUUGCUGCAAAUAAAAAAGAAAUAA